Messenger RNA from Amborella trichopoda, 859 nucleotides. RefSeq lists its product as uncharacterized. NCBI's taxonomy places the organism in Eukaryota, Viridiplantae, Streptophyta, Magnoliopsida, Amborellales, Amborellaceae. The record is from RefSeq and is a predicted model, not a curated record.
CUCUCUCUCUCUCUCUCUCUCUCUCUCUCUCUCGCUAUAUAUAUAUAUAUAUAUAUCCCCUCCUCCUCCUUAAUCUUCAACCCUUCAAUAUAUCCCCUUUUUGCUCCAUUGUCUUUCCCCCAUCAAACUAUCCCACUGAUCUCUCCCUCCAUGAAUGGGUCCUAGACCCUCAACAGUUGAAAAGCUCUUGGCCUUCUCCAUCACCAUUAUAGCCGCCCUCUCGCCGCUCUAUGUAGGCCAAAAACCCGCACCAAAAGCCGAACCCGAAGCCGAAGAAAGUAAAUUUUCUAUCUUACCCCUGCUUCUCCUAAUAUUGAUCGUGUGCAUAAACUUGUCUCGGUGCUUUGAUAGGAGGCUCACACGGCUUGAUCCUUAUUGGAUCCACAGGGCUGGUGGCUCUUCUUUGGGGAUCGUUGCCAUGCUUUCAGUACUUUUCUUUGUGCUCAAAUUCAAGACUUCUUUGGAGAAUUAGAGAGAGAGCUUGAGCUCAAUUGGUGCUCCAUUGCAAAGACUUCAAUAAAGAACUAAUACUCUUUAGAGAGAGAGAGAGACAGAGAGCUGACCUCAAUUAAGUACUGUUUUUCUCCUGUUUUGAGGAAAUUGGUAAGCUGAGCUCAAUUCUUGAGAUAAUUUCAUUUUUUUCUUUUUUUUUUGAGAAAAUUGGUUUAUGGUCUUGGCUAUGCUAGAGAGAAAAGGGCUUGAAAUGGGGGUCGUGCUGGUUCUCGGUCGGACUUGUUCAUUUUAAUACAUUGUGGCUUGUGACUCAAAUCUUGUGGCAAGCUUAAAGGCUUGUUUCAGAUAUUUACGUGAAAAAAUUUUCUCGACUUGUUCAUAAUAAUAGAAUCAAAUCUUUUAACUA